This is a messenger RNA of Fusarium venenatum, 948 nucleotides long. The record is from RefSeq and is a predicted model, not a curated record. Lineage: Eukaryota; Fungi; Ascomycota; Sordariomycetes; Hypocreales; Nectriaceae.
AUGGUUUCCAAAACAGAACCCCCACAGCAAACCAAAGCAGUAUGGGCGACUCUGGUGACAGACACCAACUACCUAAAAGGUGUCUUGACUCUCAACCACCGUCUCCGUUGUGUCAAAUCAAAGUAUCCAUUGCUAGUCCUCUACACCAAUACGCUAUCUGAGGCUGGUCUCGAAAUUAUCAAGAAACGCAACAUUAGAACACUAGAAGUGCAACGCAUAUCGCCAACUACCUCGCAAGACUACCUUGAAGAUGUGCGAUUCUCAGAGUGCUGGACCAAACUGGUCGCAUUUUCGCUUACCGACUUCUCGCGAAUUGUCCUUUUGGAUUCUGAUAUGCUGGUACUUCGCAACAUGGAUGAGCUGAUGGAUGUUGAGCUGGAUGCUCCCUCCGACGAAACUAGUGCUCUGGUUCAGGGCAACAGGCUCUUUGCUGCUUCCCAUGCGUGCACUUGUAAUCCCCUUAGGAAAGCGCAUUAUCCACCAAACUGGAUACCAGCAAACUGUUCGUUCACAGCACAACACGACAAGCCCGAGGUCGCUCAGAGCCAUGGAGCAAGUCUAUCCACUGGUUUGGGCAAACUGAACAGUGGACUUCUCGUCAUCAAUCCGUCUCAAAUUCUCUUCACGCAGGUUCGAGCCAAGAUGGAUGACCCGAGCUGCUCAGAGUACAAGUUCCCUGAUCAAGAUCUUCUCGCAGACGUGUUCAAGGGCCGCUGGGUGGCAUUGCCAUACAUAUAUAACGCUCUAAAGACCAUGCGCGAGCCUAGUGUGCAUGGGACAAUAUGGCGUGAUGAUCGAGUGAAGAAUAUUCACUACAUUCUGAGUCCUAAGCCGUGGGAUGAGUUGGAGGCUGAUGGUUCGUGGGCUGGUGGGCAGGAAAUCCAUAAGUGGUGGCAUGAUGCUUACAAGUCAAUGCUUGCAGAGGAGAGGGCCUUGGGUUUAGCGUAA